This is a messenger RNA of Diceros bicornis minor, 1608 nucleotides long. RefSeq names its product olfactomedin-4-like. NCBI's taxonomy places the organism in Eukaryota, Metazoa, Chordata, Mammalia, Perissodactyla, Rhinocerotidae. The coding region runs from base 1 to 1608 and encodes 535 amino acids. The record is from RefSeq and is a predicted model, not a curated record. Gene Ontology annotation, biological process: signal transduction. The transcript has 5 exons.
AUGAGCCUGAGCCUUCCCUUCCUGCUGGCCCUACUGUUCCUCCUCGGCCCAGCUGCAGGGCAGUGGGGGGAUUUGGGGUCCUUGACCUCUGGCCCCAUCCCCACCUCCUUCCCCACCUAUGGCUCUGGAUCCAGCUCUGCCUCUGGCUCUGACUCCAGCCCCAGCCCCAGCUCCUUCCCCACCUAUGACUUUGGCUCCAGCUUCACCUAUGGCUCUGGCUCCAGCUCUACCUCUGGCUCCGGCCCCAGCUCCGGCCCCAGCUCCGUGUCCCAGUCAUUUUCCAAUUUCACUGGCUCCAAGGAUGACCGCGGGACCUGCCAGUGCUCCAUUAUCCUGCCGGACACCACCUUUCCCGUGGAGAGAGUGGAACACUUGGAAUACACAGCUAACAUUCUAUCCGAGAAGUUCAAGACAGAGCUUUCUAAAGUGAAGGAGUAUGUCCAUUUAAUCAGUGCAUAUGAAAAGAAACUCGUAAACCUAACUGUCCGAAUAGAGAUCAUGGAAAAAGAUACCAUUUCUUACACUGAACUAGACUUCGAGCUGAUCAAGAUAGAAGUGAAGGAGAUGGAGAAACUGAUCAUACGGUUGAAGGAUGGUUUUGUUGGAAGCUCAGAAAUUGUUGACCGGCUGGAAGUGGAGAUAAGGAAUUUGACGCUUGUGGUAGAGAAACUGGAGACGCUAGACAAAAACAAUGUCCUUGCCAUUCGCCGAGAAAUCGUGGCUCUGAAGGCCAGGCUAAAAGAAUGUGAAGACUCUAAAGAAAAUGUUCCUGCCACCGUCCCUCCUCCUGCUCCAGGGAGCUGUAGUCACGGUGGUGUGGUGAACAUCAGCAGACCGGCCAUAGUUCAGCUCAACUGGAGAGGGUUCUCCUACAAGUAUGGUGCCUGGGGUCGGGAUUACUCUCCCGAAAAUCCAGGGAAAGGGCUAUAUUGGGUGGCACCUUUGAAUACAAAUGGGAGAACACUGGACUAUUACAGACUCUACAACACACUGGAAGAUUUGCUAUUGUACACAAAUGCCCGAGAGUAUUGGAUUGCAUAUGGCCAAGGCGGUGGUACAGCAGUUUACAAAAACAACAUGUAUGUCAACUGGUACAACACUGGGAACAUUGCCAAAGUUAACCUGACCACCAACACGGUUGCUGUGACUCGAACGCUCCCUGAUGCUGCCUAUAAUAACCGCUUUUCAUAUGAUAAAGUUGAUUGGCAAGACAUUGACUUGGCUGUGGAUGAGAAUGGAUUGUGGGUGAUUUAUGCAACUGAAGCCAGCACUGGUAACAUGGUGAUUAGUAAACUCAAUGACACCUCACUUGUGGUGCUAAACACUUGGCAUACCAAGCAGUAUAAACCAUCUGUUUCUAAUGCCUUCAUGGUAUGUGGGGUUCUGUAUGCUACUCGUACUGUGAGCACCAAAACAGAAGAGAUUUUCUACUACUAUGACACAAACACAGGGAAAGAGGGCACACUAGACAUUACAAUGCAUAAGAUGCAAGAAAAAGUGCAAAGCAUUAACUAUCACCCUUUUGACCAGAAACUUUUUGUCUAUAAUGAUGGUUACCUCCUGAAUUAUGAUGUUUUCUUCAAGCAAGAAUCCCAGCAAGAUGUUUAA